Molecule: messenger RNA, 2796 nt
Organism: Aspergillus fijiensis CBS 313.89
Lineage: Eukaryota; Fungi; Ascomycota; Eurotiomycetes; Eurotiales; Aspergillaceae
Exons: 2
Coding region: 75-2666 (863 amino acids)
Source: RefSeq, a predicted model, not a curated record
ACCCCGUCUCUCUCACGCUCAAUUGUUCUCAUCCUUGCUUAUGAACACAAGCGACCCUCGUUGACUAUCAUACUAUGAGUGCCGGGAACGACAAACCCGUGGAAGGGGCCCCCGGGCUUCUUUCUACCUGGUGGGGUCAAUUCCGUUAUACGACUAUUCCGUUAUUAUCAAACAACACACAGCAACAAAAGCAGCCACGAUGGAAGACCUGGCUCCCUCACGGUCUUUCACAAGACCCCAAUGAAGGCCGAGAAGGACGAGAAGGACGAGAGUGGCUCAAGGGAGCCGUCAUCUGCUCCUGGAUCACUGCGACAAUCCUGGCCGUCAAUUCCAUCAUGUUGAUUGUGGCACUCAUCUUCGCCUAUCGCCAGUCGAGCAACCACGGUCAAUUUCAGACGGUCGAGCUCUUCACGGGGAAUUGCUCCCUGGCAAAUCGCUCCGCGACGGGCAUACAUGUAGUGAUCAACGUCUUCGGAACGAUUUUACUUGGGGCCAGCAGCUAUGUUAUACAGUGCCUAGGUGCGCCCUCUCGCUCGGAUAUCGACCGGGCCCACGCGCGCUCGCGCUGGCUGAAUAUAGGGACCUUUAGUUUUCGCAAUUUUGCGAUAAUGGGUCCCAAACGAAAAGUUCUGUGGGGGCUACUGCUGCUCAGUUCCACUCCGAUCCAUAUGAUAUACAACUCGGUCAUCUACUCAUCCAUUGCGGAGCUCGACUCCGGGAAGCUCUUGAUCCCGCACGACCUCUCGUCGAACGAGUCUUUGGUCAACGACGCGGCGAGCCGCGAGAGAUUCCGGGCCAGAGUUGGCCUCGAUCCGGCGAUUAUGCAACAGCGGAUCUUCGAUGGAACUUUCACCAAUCUGACAGACAAGGAUUGUUGGACCAAGCGGGCCGAUGAGACAUUAUACAAUACACUUGUCUAUGUGGUUGACAGGAAGUACUUUCACAAUACGAGCAGUCUGUGGGUAGACGGGGGACAAAACCCUUCCUCCGAGAACUACUACCCUGUGGAACCAGUCUAUUGGAGCUAUCGCGUGUGGAACUACACAACUGUCGCGAGCGGGCAUCCAUACCAGUUCAACUUUGCCGAUGACUCUUUCCAAAGUCUGUGGAACCCCUACGACAAAAGUAACGCAAGCACUGCGUUGCAGGCUGACGUGAUGGGUCUGCUAAGUUACAAUUCGCAAUACAAUCCGACUCAGGAGGCUCUGCGCGAGUACUUAGACACCCCCUCACACUGGCAGAACAGCUCCUGGGCAGCCGCAACGACAUUCGAGUUCUUCGAAGAAGGCGACUUGGAGCUUGGAAUAUAUCCACAGGUCCCUGUUUCGCACUGUCUUAUGGAUGAAAGCCGACAGCGCUGUCAGCUGCUCUUCAGCCCACCGAUUGCAAUCGUUGUCAUAAUUUGUAAUGCGAUCAAACUGAGCUGCAUGAUGAUAGCAGUCGGAGCCAGGCGUAGAAUUCUACUUUUGACUACAGGCGACGCGCUGGCCUCGUUCCUCACCCGACCUGAUCCAACAACUCGGGGUCGAUGCUUGCUCUCUCGCGCAGAGGUGGCUCAAGGACUGCAAUUCUGGGGCUGCUCUGCACUCACUCCCGGUCAUGAAACAGGGUACUGGGUGCAAGCACAGAGCUCAAGCCGUAGCUCCAGCCCAGCUCCUAGUCUAGGUCUCGGCCGGAGCCCAGGAUCCUUGAAUUACCCGAUAGACAACAUAUUAAUAUCAUCAUCCGCGCCGCAGACAACCACUGAACUUCGCCCAAGAGAGGUUACUCCGCGACAGAGAUGGUAUCAAGCUGUCAGCUGGCCUCGCAGGGUAAUAGCCUUAUUCUGCUACAUAUCAUGCAUCGCAGUGAGCUUUGCCCUUCUCUUCCACGGCAUCGGUUCCGAUACCUUCCACGAGGCCAUGUCCAUCGGCUUCAGCAAGUACUCGGAAUCCUAUCUAGCCAACACGAACACCACAAACAUCCUCGCCCUUGUACUGUUAGCCAACACUCCCCAGCUCGGCUUGUCCAUCCUAUACUUUGUGACCAACGGCGUCUUGACCUGCAUGCUCCUUGACGCUGAGCUCCAGCGGUACGCCACGCGACGCCGCUCACUCCGCUGUUCCUGGCCCAAGGGCCAACAACGAUCGACCUACUACCUGACUCUGCCUUACCGGUACAGCCUCCCGCUGCUGACGGCAUCCGCUUCGCUUCACUGGCUUCUAUCCCAGAGCUUCUUUUUUGUUCACAUCCGGCGGGUCGAUAUCUCCCAGCGAUACGUAAUGGAUGAGGCGCGGGGAUGCUGCUACUCCCCGUUAGCGAUCUUCAUCACGAUUUGGGUCGCUGUUGCGGGGCUCUUGGUGGUUGUAGGGCUCGGGUUCCGGCGGUUUGAGAGCGGAAUGCCGCUAGCCGGGGGUUGUAGUAUGGUUUUGUCCGCACUGUGCCAUCCACCGGAGGAUGGUGAGGGCGCGGCCGAAAAGACGGUGAUGUGGGGUGAGAUUCCAAAAGGUCCUGAGCUAGGUCCUGCACAGAAUGACAAGAGGCGAGUCCAAGAGAGGUUUAUGGAGGGUAGGGGGGAGACGGGGGCUGCUACUGCCGCCCGGUAUGGGACGAUGGAAAGAUUUGCACAUUGUUCGUUUAGUUCCUUGGACGUGAUGGCGCCAGGCCUGGAUCGGUUAUAUGCUUGAUUGGCUUGCGCUGUACCCCUUGUCUGUAUCCUGGAUGUACGUACUAGGGCAAGGCUGCCUUCCUUUAUCUGCUGUUGCAAGCCUUAUAGAAGAAUACUCCCGGGAAGAGCUACAAGAUGCCGGGUGUUAG